Molecule: messenger RNA, 2070 nt
Organism: Phragmites australis (common reed)
Lineage: Eukaryota; Viridiplantae; Streptophyta; Magnoliopsida; Poales; Poaceae
Exons: 2
Coding region: 189-1784 (531 amino acids)
Source: RefSeq, a predicted model, not a curated record
UUGACAUGAGCACACUGUCACAUUCGGAGCUAGACCACGACCCCCGUCCCCCGUCCCCUUCUCGCAACACGAAACCAAAACGAGUCGAGACGAGCCGCUCGGCGUCGCCGUCGCCGUCCGUGUGCCGCUUCAGCCGCCCGCCGGAGUAGUAGCAGCAGCAGCAGUAGGGGGAAGGUAAGCGUCGCCCGAUGGGGGUCUUGGGCGACGCCCCGGGGUGGUGCUUCUGCUCCGGCGGGGCCAAGCUGGAGCGGAUCAAGUCCACCCUCGUCGCCGCAAAGGGCGCCGCCAUCGCUGCUGUAUCCUUCCCCGGCGGCGGCGGAGGCAAAGGCGGGAGCGGGUUCAUCAUCCACCGCGGCCUCCUGCUCACCACGCAUGGCACAAUCCCCUCGGCUGCUGCGGCGGGCGCCGCUGAGGUCCGGCUUAGCCACGGCCGACUCCUAGCCCGCCUGGUGCCGCAGAGAUUCUUUAUUACCAGUUCCAUUCUUGACCUUACAGUAGUUCGUCUUGAUGUUUUGGGUGAUGACUCGAGUGUACGUGGGCAAGAGCCUCAUUUCUUGAAAACGUGCUUGAACCCCAGCUUGGACCUUGGCAGUACAGUUUUGCUACUGGGCCUCAACAGAUGGGAUUUGGCUGUAGGCGAGGGGAAGGUUGUAAUAGCUACAGACAACCUUAUAAAGUUCUCAACUGAUGAAGUCUCAUGGCAUCCUGGAUCUGCUGGGUUUGAUAUGCACGGAAAUGUAGCUUUUAUGGUCUGUGAUCCCAUGAAGCUUGCACCUUCUACACCUACAGGGUAUGCUUCUGCAUCAUCAACUGCGCUCCUUGCCUCAAGGAGGGAUGUGCCGGCACAGUUUGGGAUCCCUAUUCCUGCAAUAUGUGAAUGGUUAAAACAGCACUGGAACGGCAGCUUAGAAGAUGUUAGCAAGCCAAUGACGACUCCUGUGGGGCGUUCUUCUCUUGGUUAUCUUUGUUAUAUUAAGACCACAGAGCGAGAGGGUGGUGAUGUCUUGUCAUCAUCACAGAUUCCACCAAGACUGACAUGGCAGCAUGGAUCUUGCAGUUCAGCAUCUGCCAAGAUUUCAUAUGGCGAAAAGGAUUCGAUUGACUCACAUUCAAUUGACUCACAUUCUUUCCAUGAGCAACAUGAGCUGACCUCAAAAAUGUACAAACCUAAGAACGAGCAAGCUGCCUCACUCAUGGAUAUUAGCCUUCCUCCAGGGCAUCCAAGAUCUAUUUGCCUACCGCUUCCCCUAAAGCAAAUGAUGCCUGAUGAAAACAAGAUUGAGGUGAACAGGUCAGCUCCACAUGAAACACAUCCAUCUAAUGUGCGAAUCAACUGUGAUGCUCUUCACAAUGUUGCUUACCAGGAAAAUUGCUGGAGUGAGGUGCAGUCCAGUUCCUCUCCACUUGAGAUAUCCGAAUUGGGAGAUGAGAAGGAUGGUUUUAGCAGCGGGGAGGAGACAAUGUACUCGGCUGAAACAAGGGAAAGCCGGAACACUCCAAAUCCAAAAGAAAAGAAGACUGAUAUAGUUGGUAGAUCACAGCGUUUUGUGAACCAUAGCAGAUGGGAUUCGCCUAAAAGUGUUGACUCUUCGAAAGGGGUCCCCUCGAAGUCACACUCCUUCAUUCCUUUGACAAAACCGCAUUUGCAGGCUGCAGUCAUUUCACAGAAGAGCCAAGAUUUUUUCAGCCCUACCGUCUCCUCAAGCAUGAAGAAGAGGAACUUGUCCCAAAUUCCCAUGAAACCACGGCAGAGUGCUCAAGUUACAUCCAAGUGGAUCAUCUGAUACGGUUGCCUGUUAUCCGAAUCAUACAAAGAUAUCACAUCUUUUGGUUUAGUCAGUCCAGCGACAUUUCUUUUUCUUUCGUAGUUGUUUCGUGUAAAUGUAUUCUAGUCAUAAACUACGCUCUAGAGAUUCUUUUUCAGUGUAGCAUAAGCUAGAAGAUGUUCUUCGUUACCCUGUAAUUGUUUACUUUUAGGGGUAAUACGAAUUGCCAUUACAAAAUCCAGUAUUUCCCCCGAGACUGUUAGUAGUUGAGGAUGCAGUGAACACCGUCGAGUUUUGAUCUGCC